GAGACAUUGUUAUAUAAUAUAAAUGGAUGAGAGCACAUGAUUUUGGUGGCUUCUGUAGAAAGUGAUCAUGUAGCUUACCAAUAUCAUGAAUUUCUCACAUUCUUCUCCUUUUCACAUUAUUCUUCUCUACAUAUUUCAUAUCAACAAUAUUCAAGCUCAUGUGGUGAACUCGAACUCAAACCAAAUGCAAAUACUAGUCAUUACGGGUGGUAGUUCUGGACAAGAACUCAUCUUUCGACACUCUAGUAAACUUGUGCAUGGAUAUGCCGACUUCCGAUUUCUACUCAUCGCGUUCAAAUUAUGAAACGAGAUUGCAACUGAUCAUGAAGGAGAUGGACUCCGGUAAUAACGCGCUUGAUCAUAAUUUGGCAAGAAAUGAAACACAGGCUACUGGAUUUGCAAUAGAUGUCUUCCUCCAAGCACUGAUCCAGUUGCCUUUCUCGGUCAACUACACAUUUUGUUGCAUUAAUUCUAGCACAGGACAAAUUUUGGAUUUCGACAUUAUUCUCCAGAACAAAUUGAAGGAUAUUUGUGGCGGAUACUACAAUUUGGGCACCACGAGCAGAUUAUAUGGAUUUCUCGCCACCAUAUUCAGAAUCAGGGAUUGUUCUGGUAGUGAAAAACAAGAAACCAUUUGCCCUUGAGAUGGGGUGGCAAUUGUUGUAGCCACUAUGUUGAUGGGGAUACUUGCUCACAUACUCGAAAAUCAAGGAUACUGCUCUCCAAUACUAAAUCUUGCCUUCCAAGACAGUACCAUUCUAUCUUAUUUUCUAAAAUGGCAGGUUGCUUUGCUUUUAUGUCUUCAUCUCUCGUUUUUGACAGGGAAUAUGGUCUCAACAACUGGUCAGUUAUUGUGCUUGUGUUCUGGCUGUUCAUACUGAUGCAGAGCUUCACAGCUAACUUAUCGGCAAUUCUAACACUUGAUCAAUUGAAAUUUUCAUUUUCUGAAGAUUACUAUAUGGGCUACCAAGAGGGUUCCUUCAGUGAAUCAAAUCUGAGGAGCUACUCAUCUGUCCAGGGAUUCCACGACGCUAUGUGCAGUGUAAAGGAAGCAAGAAUAGAUGCCAUAUUCCUUACAUGAAGCUUUUAUUGAAUCGAUACAAAUCUCAGUACAAAAUUCUUGGACAAUAGCCAUGGUUUCGGAUUUGUAAGCAUUCCAAAAAUCUUUUCCUUGAAAUCAAAACAAGAAGAUGUUAUGAUGAAUGUUAAUCUGCAGGCGUUUCCACCGGAGUCUCCCUUAGUUGGGCAUUUCUCAAAAGCCAUAUUGAAGUCCGAUAAUGACUUGUAUAGUAGAAGGAAAGGAAACUUGGGGCCAGGCUAUUCAUCACAAGAUCCAUUGUCAUAUUCAGCCAGUUAUUUCGCAAGGGACCUCCAGCCUUACUCUCCAAGAAUUUGCAGGAUUAUUCCUUCUUACUGCGUUGUUUGCUCUCUUCUGCUUCAACACAUCUAUUGGACAAAAACUCACUCAUACCACGCAACACUUGGGAGUUGGGACUGACGAAUUGGCUCACACCAAUGCCAGUGUUCCUCCACCUCCCCCCACAUAACAACUUUCUGAGUCAAAAUACAGGACAAGGAAUCCCGUGACUGAUCAGGGAUGAGUGGCAACACAUAUAUAUGUUCAACAUUAUAUUUCUAUUUGCAUUUCAAAUAAGGAUCUUCAAGAAAUAUAUAUAUAUAUUUGCAUUUCAUACAAGGAAAUAUACGCACAAUUUCUCUAUUUUUAAAGGACCCAAAUUAUUCUUUUGUUCAAA
Messenger RNA from Salvia miltiorrhiza (redroot sage), 1754 nucleotides. RefSeq lists its product as uncharacterized. The record is from RefSeq and is a predicted model, not a curated record. NCBI's taxonomy places the organism in Eukaryota, Viridiplantae, Streptophyta, Magnoliopsida, Lamiales, Lamiaceae. The transcript is spliced from 2 exons. Bases 258 to 644 code for a protein of 128 amino acids.